AUGACAACAACCUGUUCAACAAUUACAGUUCAAGCUCCAAUGAAUAUUGCUUUAAUUAAAUAUUGGGGAAAGAAAAAUAAAGAUUUAAUUAUUCCUUUAAAUGAUUCUAUAUCUAUAACAAUUAACAAUCUAUGUGCUAUUACAAAGAUUACUGUUGAUUCUAAUUUAAAAAAUGAUUUGGUUAUAAUUAAUGGAAAAACAGAAAAUAAUUGUCGUUUUGAAAGAGUUUUUAAUGAAGUUAGAAAUAUUAUUGAUAGAAGAAAGAGAAAUGUGAAUGGUGAAUUGUUAAAUGAAAAUAAAUAUUUUAAAAUAGAAUCCAAAACUAAUUUUCCAAUCGCGGCUGGAUUAGCUUCUUCGGCUGCUGGUUUUGCUGCAAUUUCUUUUGGACUAGGCUCUUUAUUUAAAUUUAAAGAAUUGAAGGAAAUUGUUAGAAUUGCUAGAAUUGGUUCUGGUUCUGCUUGUAGAAGUAUUCUUGAUGGAUUUGUUCAUUGGAAAGCGGGGAAUAGUGAUGAAGAUGAUUCUGAAUGUAUUUGUGAGCAAAUAACACCAAUUUCACAUUGGAAAGAACUUCGAGUACUUGUAAUAACUACAAGUGAAGAACGUAAAAAAAUUGGAAGUACAGAAGCAAUGCAACGUUCAGUUUUAACUUCAAAACUUUUACAGAAAAGAAUUGAGGAAUGUGUUCCGAAAAGGAUUGAAAAUUUAAAAGAAGCUAUUUUAAACAAAAACUUUCCUCAAUUUGCUGAAAUAACAAUGGCUGAAAGUAAUCAAUUACAUGCUAUUUGUCUUGAUACUUAUCCUCCAAUUAUUUAUUUAAAUUCAACAUCUUUUGCAUUAAUGGAAUUUGUUCACGAUUUUAAUACUUUUUAUUCUUCUCCAUUAAUUGCUUAUACAUUCGAUGCUGGCCCUAAUUGUUUUUUAUUUUUUGAAGAAAAAACAUUUCCAUUAUUUUAUAAUUCUUUUAAAAAAUGUUUUAAUUAUAGUAAAGAUUUAAUUAAAAUUAAUUUUGAUGAAAAUGAAAAUAAAGAAAUUAAAAAAUUAAUUAGUGAAGGUUUUUUAAAAGAGAAAUUACUAAAUAAAAUUUAUUUAAUUUUUAAAGAAAAUAAUGGAGAAAUAUUAAAAGGAAAAGAAGAAAUUCAAUUUCCUUGGUUAGAAGCAAAACAAAUUAAUAUUCAACAAUUAUUACUUAGCAAACUUGGAGAUGGGCCAAAAAUUUUAGAAUAA
This is a messenger RNA of Meloidogyne enterolobii, 1224 nucleotides long. Lineage: Eukaryota; Metazoa; Nematoda; Chromadorea; Rhabditida; Meloidogynidae. The record is from the annotation of a GenBank genome assembly.